Fusarium venenatum is the source of this 204-nucleotide messenger RNA. Lineage: Eukaryota; Fungi; Ascomycota; Sordariomycetes; Hypocreales; Nectriaceae. The record is from RefSeq and is a predicted model, not a curated record.
AUGGGAUUCAUCAAGUGGAAGAACAAUUCCACUGGUCUCAACGCUAAGGUUGUCGGGCAAGUGACUGAUACAGCGCUACAAUUCUCGAUCUACGAAAAAGAAACGACUAACUUUACAGAUCGCUCGCCUAGGAUGACGCGAGAGCAACCGUACCGCACCGCACCGCCGCAGACGGCGGCAGCGCAUCGUCAAGGUCAAGGGUAA